Oryza sativa Japonica Group (Japanese rice) is the source of this 2685-nucleotide messenger RNA. Its product is annotated as non-classical arabinogalactan protein 30. Gene Ontology annotation, cellular component: cell periphery. The record is from RefSeq and is a predicted model, not a curated record. Lineage: Eukaryota; Viridiplantae; Streptophyta; Magnoliopsida; Poales; Poaceae.
GAAAAAUAGUAGUCAAAGUUGUUUUUUGAAAACCGUGUUCUUGUCCAAAACGACUAGUAUUAUCAAACCGGAGGGAAUAUGAGCACUCGUGACAGGGGACGGGGAGAAAAUGGGCAUGGCGAAGGCCAGUUUGAGCAGGUCUUGGUGGUGCCGCUAGCAUAAGUCGGUGAUCGGGUUAGAGUGUGACAGUGCGAGCGGGUGUCACAGGGAAGAAGAGGAUAAAAUGUUAUUGUAUGAUCAUGACUCAUGGUGUAAUCUGAUCGUAAAAAGUCUCUAAAAAGAAUGAAUUUGUACCAAGGAAUAGAUAACCCCUAGAUUUUAUUAUUGGCAUGCAUUUUCAUAGCGUGCGUACAAACGUACAUUUAUUUAUAUGCACCAUCAGACGUUAAUGCACUCUGAUAUUGUUAUAUGCAUUGUCAAUUAUACUUUUUUUCUUUAACCACGUGAGGGGGAAAAGUUUAGUACGAAAGUGGAAGGGAGAUAAGAGUGAAGUGCAUUAUCAGUCCGUAAUCUCCCGGUCGAGUGGUAAUCACGGUCGGUCUGUAAUUUGGUCUCCUUUCCUGGUGUGCGCUACAUGUGGACAAGGCAGGCAACGCAUGAUCGCUACCUGCACGGCUGCACCUGCACCGCACUGGAUGCAAAAUCCCGUUGCGCUCCUUUGUCGGUGGAGGCAAAACGCGAAGCUGCAGAGUUUGAGAGUUGUCAAAUGUAUUUUCCCACGCUGCAUACAGAGUGGCUGCACGCAGCUGGAACAUCUCUGGCUCUCUGCCGCGGAAGACCUUCUAUCGCUCAGUUCUCCGGCGUCAGACUCAGACUGACAAGUGACAAGCAGAGGGCAUCUCAGUACGCGCCGUGAAACGGUCAGCGCCGCGAUCGAUGGUGAGGCCUCUCGUCCGCCGCAGAUCCGAUCGGUAGCAAUAGCACAUAUCACCUGACGCAGUAAACCGGAAUCUGAUGCAGCAAGUUGCGGCAGAUUAACCCCAGCUCCCCAUACAGGCAGGAUUUCAUAUUACCUGGACUAAUGGUGCAUUUAUCGCCCGCGACUAAACAAUCGGCCGGGACGCGAGGCUGCCGCCGGUGUAAGGCGCAGUCAUCAUUACCCGUGAAGUCAAACCAGGUCGCGCCCCCCGCUCAAAACCACGUAACCGCGCGCAUCCUCACGAACGGGUCGAUCUCGCUUCACCGAGAACGCGACACUUGUUCAGAAAACUCAUCUUGACACGCUUCCCAAAUCUAGGAAGGGAAGUGAUGAAGUGAACAGAGAAGAACGUUUAUAUUACCUGAUGCAAUUUGGAGCUCUUUGGGCGUUUCAUUUGGAACUUUGGAUCACACGCUGAGGCCUCCAAUUGAACGGAAACUUUUUUACGGUCCUAGUAUGUUGUUGUACAGCUGCCAAGAAGGCAGGACUGUAACUUUCCCAAUGCACUCGUCCCCUGUAAUACAUCACCGGGCUCCCCAGGCUACUCUCGUAGACGGGAAACGCAUUAACUGUGAACGGAAUCUGAUUUAGCCGGGCUGUUUGUUUGGUCAAACUGCAAAUUAGUAAAAGGCCAAGUCGAGACCCAGAUCGCCCUAUAAAUUAGCCGGUGCCGGAGCAACGCUGAUCACACACUGCAACUUAACUAAAAUUAGCGCCAAGCAAAAGAAAGUCAAGGAGUUCAGCAAAGAUGAGGAGCCACACAGCCGUAGUCUGCUCGGCACUGCUCGUGCUUGCCGCUGCAUUGCUGCUCCCAGCGCACCAUGCGAUGGCCGAGGACGUCGUCUCGAGCAGAGACAACACGGCCAGGGCGCCGUCAUCUUCGCCGUCCGCUGCUACGGCCACGGCGCCGGCACCGUCGCCCUACACCGACACGGCCAUGGCGCCGGCCCCGUCGUCCUCCAACGACACGGCCGUAGAGCCGGUGGCCCCGCCGCCGCUGCCGUUCAUCAUCGUGGAGGGCGUGGUCUACUGCAAAACGUGCAAGUCGAGGGGCUACAGCAGCGACAUGGACGCGUCACCUCUCCCAGGCGCGACGGCGCAGCUGGUGUGCUACGGGAAGAAGGUGGUGAACGUGACGGGGACGGUGACGGACGCGAACGGCUACUUCCUGGUGAUGUUCUACGACCUGCGCAACUUCAACCCGCGCACCUGCAAGGUGUUCCUGGGCUCGUCGCCGACGUCGCUGUGCGACAAGCCCGUCUACCCGCCAAACAAGUGGAUCGGCCUCUCGCUCCUCAAGGAGACCAGGACCGUCCCGCCCGUCGGCCUGCAGGCCAUCUACUGCCCCACCAGCGUCCUCUUCUACGGCCCCGCCAACGCCGGCCAGUGCCCCUCCGGCUAACCAGCUGGCUCUAGCUACUCCGGCAGCUCAUGGCCGGCCGUUACGCCGGCGACCGGGCAUGCGGCACGCGCGCCGAGGUGCGUGACUGCGCGGGAUCGAUCGAUCGAUCAAGGAAGGAAUAAUUAAAGUAGGCAACUAGACAUACGUAUUGUCAACGUGUGUCAUGGUGUUCCACUUGCAGUAGCGACUAGGUAGCGAGACUGUGUGUGUACGUUCAGUUCUAGUUUGAGAGGUAGCGCGGCUGUGAUGUUUCGAUCGCUUGUUGUCAGUGUAGCAUUGGUGGUUUCUCCAUUGGUUCUCUGUUCAAACUUGUAUGAUUUGUCCGCUUGCAAAUUUUGCAAAUUUUUUAAGACGUUGAAAUCUA